This is a messenger RNA of Colletotrichum acutatum, 505 nucleotides long. RefSeq lists its product as uncharacterized. Lineage: Eukaryota; Fungi; Ascomycota; Sordariomycetes; Glomerellales; Glomerellaceae. The record is from RefSeq and is a predicted model, not a curated record. The coding region runs from base 204 to 389 and encodes 61 amino acids. The transcript has 2 exons.
UGAGGCAAUCAUAGUAAUAAAGUAGUACACUGUACAGCAUUUCAUAAUCAUGAUUAGGUACAUUAGCAUUAUUCCCAUCUCCUUGUCGGUGUCUAGAAAUACACCAUGAAUAAGGCAGCGGUUACAGCUCGAGACGGAAAAGGCCUGCUUUAUAUAUCCAUUCUCGAACCCCGUGUAAAAAUGUGGAUAGAAUGUGAAUUUGGAUGAACGGAAUCAAUGCAUGGAAGGGUGGAUGGAUGGUGACCGUACAUGAUGAGGACGUUGCUUAUUUUUCGGGAGGGGAUUAUUUCGUGAGAUCAUUUUGUGGGGUACCUAGAACGAAGAACCUCGAUUGCAAAAUUGCUUUGCUUGGGCACAAAACACGCGCCGUAUCAGAUACGGCUAUGUAGACUCGGCUCCUACUAUGACGGCGCCUUGGCUAGUAGUCAAGUCAAAUAGCCGCGUGCCCGUGUUGCGCAUGCCCACCGGCUGCGCGGUCUUGUGGUCCAGUAUAAAUGAGUUGAGC